Symbiodinium sp. CCMP2456 is the source of this 2436-nucleotide messenger RNA. The record is from the annotation of a GenBank genome assembly. NCBI's taxonomy places the organism in Eukaryota, Dinophyceae, Suessiales, Symbiodiniaceae.
GUGGAUGUCCCUGUUCCUCAGCUGGUUGAGGAGGUUGUGCACGUUCCAGUGACGCAGACCCAAGCCCGUCACCACCAUGUUCACGUCGAGCAAACCGUCGAGGUUCCCGUGCCGAUGAUGCAGGAGCAGCAGGUUCACGUCCCCAAGGUGGUGGUCCAGAAGCGCCAGAUGCACCAGCACGUGGAGCAGAUUGUUGAGGUUCCGGUGCCCAUGACGCAGGAGGAGGUCGUGCACAUCCCGAAGGUUGUGACGCAGACGCGCGUUCAGCAGCAGCAGGUGGAGCAAGUGGUCGAGGUGCCGGUCCCCAUGACCCAGGAGGAGGUUGUGCACGUGCCCAAGAUCAUCAAGCAGCCCCGCAUCGUGCAUCAACAGGUCGAGCAGAUCGUUGAGGUGCCUGUGCCAAUGACGCAAGAGGAGCAGAUCCAUGUGCCCAAGAUCAUCACCCAGACCCGUCAGAUGCAGCAGACUGUGGAGCAGAUCGUUGAGGUUCCUGUGCCUAUGACUGAGGAGGUUGUCGUGCAUGUGCCGAAGACGGUGACGCAGACGCGCGUGAUGCAUCAGCACGUCGAGCAGGUGGUCGAGGUGCCAAUGAUGCAGACCCAGGAGCAGCUGGUCCACGUCCCGAAAACCAUGCAACAGGAGCGCAUCGUCCACCAGCCCGUCGAGCAGGUCGUAGAGGUUCCCGUGCCCAUGACGCAGGAGCAGGUGGUUCACGUCCCCAAGGUGAUGCAGCACGAACGAGCGCACCACUUCCACGUGGAGGAGAUCGUCGAUGUUCCCGUUGAGCAGCACAUCGAGCAGAUCGUGCAUGUGCCCAAGGUCCAGAAAGUCGAGAAGAUUGUCCACAACCCCGUGCAACUCGAGGUGGAGGUGCCCCGGCCUGUGGUGGUUGAGAAGACGAUCCAGGUGCCCCGAAUCUCGGUGGAGGAGAAAGUCGUGCGGGUGCCGAAGGUGCUUAACACCGUGGUGGACACUGUGGUCCAGAACACCCUCGAGACUGUCGAGGUAGUGAAGCCGGUGGUGGUGCACAAGGUGGUGCAGCGAAAGAAGCCCGUCAUCCAGGAGGACAUUGUGCAGGUGCCAAAGGUCGUCGUUCAGCACGUGCCGGUGGAGAAGGUUGUGGAGAAGCAGGUGUCCGUGCCGGUGAUGCAGGAAGUCGAGCAGAUCGUGGAUGUGCCAGUGGUGAAGCACAGGCAGGUUCCGAUGGUUCAGAAGGCCAUGAAGCAGAUCGAGGUGCCGCAGGUGUCUUACACAGACCACCAUGUGGAGGUUCCCAUUCACAAGCAGGUGCACGUUCCCAUGGUGCAGACCGUGAUGAAAGAGAUUGAAGUGCCCCAGAUUCAGUACGAAGACGAGAUCAUCCCCAUCCCGGUCCAGAAGCAGGUCCAGGUUCCCAUGGUGCAGAAGGUGCAGGUCCCUGUGGAGGUCCCGCAGAUCCAGUAUGAGGACCAGGUGGUCCAGGUUCCUGUGCAGAAGCAGGUCCAGGUCCCCAUGAUCCAGAAGGUGCAGAAGAUCGUUGAGGUGCCCCAGAUCGAGUACGAGGACCAGAUCGUGCCCGUCCCUGUGCAGAAGCAGGUGCAGGUGCCCAUGAUCCAGACCGUUCAGAGGCAGGUGGACGUGCCGCAGCUCCAGUACGAGGACCAGGUUGUCCAUGUCCCUGUCCAGAAGCAGGUGCACGUACCGAUGGUCCAGCAGGUGCAGAGGCAGGUGGAGGUCCCGCAGAUCGAGUAUGAGGACCAGGUGGUGCAGAUCCCCAUCCAGAAGCAGGUGCACGUACCGCAGAUACAGACGAUCCAGAAGACAGUGGAGGUGCCCCAACUCGAGUUCGUUGACAAGGUGGUGCAAGUGCCAGUGGAGAAGGCGGUGCACGUUCCGAUGGUGCAGACGGUGCACAGGGAAGUCGAGGUUCCGCAGAUUGAGUACAUCGACAACCAUGUGCACAUCCCGGUGCAGAAGCACCGCCACGUGCCAAUUCACAUUCCCGUGGAGCGGCCUGUGGAGGUCACCGUCAUUGAGACCAUGGAGAAGGUCGUGGAGGUGCCGAUCGUGAAGCAGGUCGAAGUCCCGCAGGUCCAGACCAUCGAGAAGAUCGUGGAAGUUCCGAUGGUGCAGAUGGUGCAGAAGGUUGUGGAGAUCCCGCAGGAGGGGCAGACCACGCAGGGAAACGUCCGCGAAGUGGAUAUCCCUGCGCAACCUCGGCGCGAGGUCUUGGCUGGCCCGGACCACCCAACGGAGUACGUCCAGGGCCAGGCCCCACCUCAGGGCGCAAUCUUCGCUGCGCCGAUGAUGGAGGCCCAGACUGCUCCUCCGGGCGCCGUCUUUGCGGCACCGAUGAUGGAGGCCGCGCCGCAGCAGAUGCCACCUCCGGGAGCAGUCUUCGCUGCGCCGAUGAUGGAGGUCCCCGCACCCUACCGGAAACACGGGGAUCUGAAAUAA